This is a messenger RNA of Trichomycterus rosablanca, 7137 nucleotides long. RefSeq names its product chromodomain helicase DNA binding protein 1 (gene chd1). The record is from RefSeq and is a predicted model, not a curated record. Gene Ontology annotation, cellular component: nucleus; chromatin. Gene Ontology annotation, molecular function: ATP-dependent chromatin remodeler activity; DNA binding; histone binding. Bases 478 to 5880 code for a protein of 1800 amino acids. Gene Ontology annotation, biological process: regulation of transcription by RNA polymerase II; nucleosome organization. Lineage: Eukaryota; Metazoa; Chordata; Actinopteri; Siluriformes; Trichomycteridae. The transcript is spliced from 38 exons.
AUGGCGGAGACCGGUUAAUGUAGUACUCACGGCUGAAAUGCUGCCCGUCUUCUCCGUUCGGUCUGUUUUCGGAAUACACUGAGGUACAACCAUUUUAGUCGUCGACAUUUUGCAUUUGACUAUACGCGUACGGUUUCGCUCAGAGCUGGAGUGUUUGGUGCUGCGUUCAUUUUCUCUCAGUGGGAGUUGUUAGCUUAGCCACGGUUAGCUGCUAACGCUAGCCGGGAGAGGAAAACAAGAGAAAGGAGCGAGUCUGGUUCUGAGCUGCUCUCUGAGGGCAGGGGUUGAUCAACAAUCACUGCAGACGUGUUAACAAAAAGCACUUGUUUCACACUGUUCUGAUUUCUCCUUAAUGUUUGGCUAGUCCCUAAGGCGACCUUCCCUGUUCAGGGCUGGAGGUCCCAAAAAUUUAAGGAGCUGGCGUGGCCCAGCUGCGAACUUUCUUCUUUUGAAGACCCAAAUAUUUAAGCCACAGACAUGGAUGGCCGCAGUGAAGAUGAAAGUGUGAGCAACAGCAGUGGAGAGUCCAGUAACUCUGAUGAUGAGUCUGGAUCGGGUUCUGCAUCUGGCUCCAGCUCAAGCAGCAGCAGCUCCAGCAGCAGUCAGUCAGGGAGCAGCUCAGGAAGUGGCUCCGACUCGGGCAGCCAGUCCGAUUCUGACUCUGAGAAAUCCAAGAGAAAGAAUGUUCAGAAUAAUGCUUCCAAGAUUGAUUCUGAAUUUUGGAAGUCUAACCCAAGUAUCCUGGCAGUGCAGAGGUCAGCCAUGCUCAGGAAACAGCAGCUGCAGCAACAGCAACAGCAUCACCACCACCACCACCAACAACAAAGCUCUUCAAACAGUGACUCAGAUGAGGCGUCCUCAAGCAGUGAUGACUCUGGCGAUGACUCCUCAGGAAAACGAAAAAGCAAAAGGUCUGGAUCUGACUCGGAUUCAGGUUCUGGGUCUAGCUCAGGGAGUGACUCGUCUGAUUCUUCAGCCGAGGAAGAGACGAGACACAGUGAAGAGUCGGUUUCAGACUAUGAGCCCUCCCACAAAGUCAAAAGCCGGAAGCCGCCUACCAAGGCAAAUGCCAGAAAUGGGAAAAAGGUUUCAAAAAAGAAGCCGGCAGAAUCUUCAUCUAAUGAUGACGAUGACUAUAAAAAGUCUCUGGCUGGUCCACGAAGGCAGGCCACAGUCAACAUUAGCUACAAAGAGGAUGAAGAGUUAAAAACAGACUCGGACGAUCUGGUGGAGGUUUGUGGAGAGGACGUACCACCACCUGAAGAGGAUGAGUUUGAGACUCUGGAAAAAGUGAUGGGCAUAAGAAUAGGACGAAAAGGAGCCACUGGGGCCACUACCACAGUCUAUGCUGUAGAAGCCGACGGAGAUCCCAAUGCCAACUUUAUCCCGAACAAGCAGCCUGGAGACGUGCAGUACCUGAUAAAAUGGAAAGGCUGGUCACACAUUCAUAACACAUGGGAGACAGAGGAGACCCUAAAGCUGCAGAAUGUGAAGGGCAUGAAGAAGCUGGACAAUUUUAAAAAGAAGGAGCAGGACAAGAGAAAGUGGCUUAAAGCAGCUUCACCUGAGGAUGUGGAGUACUUUAACUGCCAACAGGAACUACUGGAUGAUCUGCAUUCACAGUAUCAGAUUGUAGAGAGAGUUAUUGCGCAUUCAAAUCAGAAGUCAGCAGCUGGCUUCCCAGACUACUUAUGCAAAUGGCAAGGGCUUCCAUACUUCGAAUGCAGCUGGGAAGAUGGAGCGCUUAUUGGUAGAAAGUUUCAAAAGUGCAUCGAUGAUUACAUUAGCCGAAACCAGUCCAAAAUGAUCCCUUUCAGAGACUGCAAGGUUUUAAAGCAGAGGCCACGGUUUAUGCCCAUGAAGAAACAGCCUCAUUAUAUUGGUGCAGAAGGACUUGAGCUACGGGACUAUCAGCUGGACAGCUUAAACUGGAUGGCCCAUUCUUGGUGCAAGGGGAACAGCUGUAUUUUAGCAGAUGAAAUGGGCCUGGGAAAGACUAUUCAGACCAUCUCCUUUUUAAGCUACCUGUUUCAUGAGCACCAGCUCUAUGGACCUUUCCUACUGGUGGUGCCUUUGUCCACCCUCACCUCCUGGCAAAGGGAAAUUCAGCUCUGGGCCCCACAGAUGAACGUAGUGGUCUAUCUGGGUGACAUCAGCAGCAGGAACAUGAUUAGAACACAUGAAUGGAUGCAUGCUCACAACAAGCGGCUGAAGUGUAACAUUCUUCUUACUACAUAUGAAAUUCUUCUCAAAGACAAGUCAUUUCUAGGGAACGUCAGCUGGGCUUUUAUUGGUGUGGAUGAGGCCCACAGACUGAAAAAUGAUGAUUCACUUUUGUACAAGACCAUGAUUGAUUUCAAGUCCAACCACCGGCUUCUUAUCACAGGAACACCCCUACAGAAUUCUCUUAAGGAGCUUUGGUCUCUUCUCCACUUCAUCAUGCCAGAAAAGUUUUACUCAUGGGAGCGGUUUGAGGAUGAGCAUGGUACAGGCAGGGAUUCAGGCUACACCAGCUUGCACAAGGAGCUGGAACCUUUCCUGUUGCGCAGGGUUAAGAAGGAUGUGGAGAAGUCACUGCCUGCCAAGGUUGAGCAGAUUCUCAGGGUCGAAAUGAGUGCCAUUCAGAAACAAUACUACAAGUGGAUCUUGACAAGGAACUACAAGGCCCUUAGUAAAGGCACAAAAGGGAGCACUUCUGGUUUCCUCAACAUCAUGAUGGAGCUAAAGAAAUGCUGUAAUCAUUGCUACCUCAUCAAACCGCCCGAUGACAACGAAUUCUACAGUAAAGUUGAGGCCUUGCAGCAUCUGAUCCGGAGUAGUGGGAAGCUUGUCCUUCUGGAUAAGCUGCUGGUGCGACUAAAGGAGCGUGGACAUCGUGUGCUGAUCUUUUCCCAGAUGGUUAGGAUGCUGGACAUCUUGGCUGAGUAUCUGAAGAGUCGCCAGUUUUUAUUUCAGAGGUUGGAUGGUUCCAUUAAGGGUGAGAUGAGGAAGCAGGCACUAGAUCAUUUCAAUGCAGAAGGAUCAGAGGAUUUCUGUUUUCUGUUGUCCACGCGAGCGGGUGGCCUGGGUAUUAACUUGGCCUCUGCAGAUACCGUAGUCAUAUUUGACUCUGACUGGAACCCCCAAAAUGACCUGCAGGCUCAGGCCAGAGCACAUAGGAUUGGACAAAAGAGACAGGUAAAUAUCUAUCGUCUGGUGACCAAGGGAUCUGUGGAGGAGGAUAUCAUUGAGAGAGCUAAGAAGAAGAUGGUGCUGGACCACCUUGUGAUUCAGAGGAUGGACACUACAGGAAAGACUGUCCUCAAUACUGGUUCUGCACCAUCCAGCAGUUCCACCCCUUUCAACAAAGAGGAGCUGUCUGCAAUUUUAAAGUUUGGUGCUGAAGAACUCUUCAAAGAGCCAGAGGGAGAAGAGCAAGAGCCUCAGGAAAUGGAUAUUGAUGAGAUUUUAAAAAGAGCAGAGACGAGAGAAAAUGACCCUGGCCCAGCUACUGUAGGAGAAGAGCUUCUCUCUCAGUUCAAGGUGGCAAAUUUCUCCAUGAUGGAGGAGGAGGACAUGGAUGCAAAUGGCAACCGAAAAAACUGGGACGAUAUUAUUCCAGAAGAGCAACGCCGAAAACUGGAAGAAGAGGAGAGGCAAAAAGAACUGGCAGAAAUCUACAUGCUGCCCCGCAUGAGAAAUUGUGCCAAACAGAUAAGCUUUAACGGUAACGAGGGCAGACGCAGUCGCAACAGAAGAUACUCCGUCUCUGACAGCGACUCUGCCUCUGACCGAAAACGGCCCAAGAAACGAGGCAGACCCCGGACUAUUCCUCGAGAGAAUAUUAAGGGCUUUAGUGAUGCUGAAAUACGAAGAUUUAUCAAAAGCUACAAAAAAUUUGGUGGUCCUUUGGAAAGGCUGGAUGCUAUUGCACGUGAUGCUGAACUGGUUGAUAAAUCGGAGCAUGAUCUGAGGCGGCUUGCUGAAACUGUUCAUAAUGGUUGUAUAAGAACCCUGAAGGAAAACCCAUGUGGACCAGAGAAAACCUCAGGAGGCAGAAAAGGAAAGGUAAAAGGACCGACUUUCAGGAUCUCAGGGGUUCAAGUCAAUGCUAAGUUAGUAAUCUCACAUGAGGAGGAACUGGCACCAUUGCACAAAGCAAUUCCUGCUGACCCAGAGGAGAGAAAGAGGUAUAUGCUUCCUUGCCAUGCAAAGGCAGCUCAUUUUGACAUUGACUGGGGAAAAGAGGAUGACUCCAGCCUGCUUGUUGGAAUUUAUGAGUAUGGCUAUGGAAGCUGGGAAAUGAUUAAAAUGGACCCUGAUCUUAAUCUGACCCAUAAGCUUUUACCAGACGAUCCUGAUAAAAAGCCACAGGCAAAGCAGCUCCAGACUCGAGCUGACUACCUCAUUAAAUUACUAAGCAAGGACCUUGCCAAGAAGGAGGCCCAGAGGCAGACUGGCACAGCAAAUUCAAGAAAGAGGAAGCCACGUGGAAAGAAGAACAAAACUGUAAAACCAAAAGUAGAGGAAGUGGUCAACAGUCUUUCCUCUGCUCCUCCAUCUGAUAAGAGUUCUGAAGAUGAAGAUGAUGAAAAGGAAGAGGAAAAGGAAUCAGCACCUGCCAAGCCACCACCAAACAGAAGGGGAAAAGCCUCUGAUCUAGUGGUAAAAAAGGAGGAGGAGGAGGAGGAGGAAGAUGAUGAUGAUGAAGACGAAGAGGAGGAGGAAGAGAAGAAACCGGAGCUAGAAUCCACAGUCAAAUACACAGAGGAGGAGACAAAAGAAAAAGAGAUUAAGAAAGAGAUCAAAAAGGAAAAGAAAGAAGAAAGUCGAGAGAGCAAAGAGAAAAAGGAACCCAAAGAGAAAAAAGAGGGCAAAGCUGUGGAGCACAAAGUAGAAGAUUCUCCCACAGAAAAGGUUCCAGAAAUUAAAGUUGAAGUUCGGGAAAAGAACAAAAAGCCUGACACUCCAGUCCAUGUUACUGCUGGUGGAGAAAACAUUCCGGAGGAAUCGGAGGAGCUUGAUCAGAAGACCUUCAGUGUGUGUAAGGAGCGCAUGCGACCUGUGAAGGCAGCCUUGAAACAGCUGGAUCGUCCUGAGAAAGGUCUUUCAGAGCGUGAACAGCUGGAGCACACUCGCCAGUGCCUGAUCAAAAUCGGAGACCAUAUCACAGACUGUCUAAAAGAGUACACUAACCCCGAACUGAUCAAACAGUGGAGAAGAAAUCUUUGGAUAUUUGUUUCCAAGUUUACAGAGUUUGAUGCCAGAAAAUUGCACAAACUGUAUAAGCAUGCAAUCAAAAAAAGACAAGAGACCGCUCAGACAGCGGACCAAAACACUAGCACUGUAAAUACACAAGCCCUCAAACAAACAGACAUAGAAAGAUUAAAGGACAUACAACAGGAUGAAAGCAGUAGAGACAGUUACAGUUCAGACCGACACCAUUCAAGCUCUCGCAGCCAUGAGCAAAACAAGGAGCGCCACCCUAGUGACUCCUACAGAAAAGGCUCAGACUCCAGAAAGAGACCUUACUCCUCAUUUAGCAAUGGCAAAGACCACAGAGACCACUACAGAGAUCGCCAGGACAGCAGAUACUACAGCGACAGCAAGCAUAGGAAGCUAGAUGAUCACCGGUCCAGUCGAGACGGUUGGUCAGACAGCAACAAUAAGGAACGUCUUCACUCGGAUCACCGCUCCAGCUCGGACUACCACAAAUCUCGGGACUAUCGCUACCACUCAGACUGGCAAAUGGAGCAAAGAGGUUCAAACAGUGGACCACGUUCCCCUCGAGACCAACGGUCGCCUUAUGACUCGCGUUCUCCCAUGGGCCGCCGCUCACCCUUCGAGUACUCUGAGCACAAGAGCACACCCGAGCAAGUCUGGAGCGGUCGCAACACAUAGCAAGCGUUCACUCAGUCACAGACACAUAAACACAUGCAGGCCAUGCCUUAAGGGACUGUCGACCGCAGUACUGCGCACCUGAGCCUUUCUUCUGGGCCACGUGCACUCUUUAUUUUUUUUUCCCAGGAUGCAUACUGGAGAAUGAACACAAAUGACAUAUUUUUGUAUUUAAGAGUCUCGCUGCGCCACUUUCUAGGUGUGGCAGUGUAAGCUUUUGUUUUUUAAUUAUUUUUAUACAAUGACUUUUUUUUUUUUUUUUUUUUUUACUUGGAUAUAGUCAUGUGAGCUUUUGUUUUCCUGCCACCUGCAACACUGGAUCCUGGCAUUGAUGUACCACAGCCUUUAUGUGCUGCAGCUCUUGACUUAUUUAAGACAGAAGUAUUUGAACAGAAAGAAACUUGCAUCAUAUACUGCCUCCAUUAUUAGGCUCCAUUUAAGGGUCUGUUGUCUGAACAGUUUGAAGGACUUGGGUUCACCUUCCAAAGUACCUCGUUUACAACGUUUUUCAUGUGACUACCCUGCCGACGUCUUUGUUUUGUUUUUUUCAUCAUGCUUGAAAUAUUUAAUUCUCAGCUGUAAAAUAAUCUGUUUUGCAAGCAUCCAAAAUGUCCUUUUCACAAAUUGUACUACUGUAAAUUAUUGUAUAAAGGUAAAUUGAAUGGGCUUUUUCUUCUCAGGCUUUUCUUUGAACUAGACGUUCCCUUCCCCCAUCAACUCAGGCUUUUUUGUCAGUUGUGUUGACUUAACAUUUGUUUGUCUAUAGGACAGUUGAUCCUAAUAAUGGUAUUUACAGUGUAAUGUGUGUAAUAAGGGAGACCAUGUCCUUUUGUGUAUCCAUGUGAAGGGACUCUAGUCCUUUUUCCACUUAUUUCAGUUAAGCAAAAAAGCCUCGCUGCAAUAGCAACAUGUCAGAGAACAGUGUGAGGGGUUGGGCAUAGCUAGAGGCACUUAUGUGAACUUGAAUUAGGAUUGUUUUCCCCAAUGAAAUUCCAUCUUUGUAUCCUUUUCUUUGGCUGUUGGUUUUGGGUUUUUUUGUAAUAAAUGUAGGCAAUAAUGUUAAAUCUUCUAUGCAGCCCAAGUGUAUUUCUGGUGAACGGCCCAAUCAAGUCAAAAUGCUGUUACAGUACACACUGUAUAUAGAUUUGCUCUAUAUUUCAAAUCAAAUUUACACUGAAAAUGCAUGGAAUUUUAAAAGUAAUUGUUUUAUAUAACUGUUUAUAAUUCAUUAAACUUAAAUCACUGUUUUCACCUGGUAAA